CGUCUGACCCAAGGGGCGCAUUGUGUGACCACAUGAGCAGUGGUCAGGUGGGAUGGAUCAGGCACCUUACGCAGGCUGCGGGCAUACCACCGAGACCUGUCUGUGACCUUUUUGGAAGCCAUGCUGGGGUCGAUAAUCUCUUACCCAGUCCAACACCCCCGUUAGCUGAUGGCUUGAGUCUUUGUUUCCUGUCAAACCUUUUUUUCCAUCAGCCAAAAUAUAUGAACAUGAACUGCACAUCACAAAAAACAAGGUGGAUCAUUGGCUCGCUUCAUUCAGUGUCUCUGGGUUUGAGCCAAUCACAGUUGGUCUACGGUAUGUAAAUGGAAUAUUUUACGUUCAAAUCUUUCAUUAGAGCGAGAACAGCGCUGGUUCAGCUUCAGCGCCAAAACGUAACCAUGUAUUGUGCUAUGAUAAUUCUGAGUACAGCACUGCUGAUUCAGUCUCAGGAGGAACCUCGAUUGAUCUUUGUGAAAUCAGCAGGACUUGGAGAUAAUGUUACCCUUCAUUGUGAAGCUAAAGACAAGAAUAUUAAUUAUUUAUACUGGUACAAGCAAUCUCCUGGAUACUUUCCCCAAAUGGUUGCUUCAAAAUCGUAUGGAUCAAUUACAAUGAAGCCCCACUUUGAUUUAAGAUUCACAAUGGAAGAAGGUGCUUCUCACUUUAAUCUGAUCAUUCAAAACGUAACUAAAGGUGAUGAAGCUAAUUAUUUCUGUCGACAAUACUCACUUGACUCCUGGGACGAUUGCACCUUUCUGUCUGUCAAAGAUCCCAAUGCCCAGAGGUUUGUCUCCCAGACUGUGGUCCAACAGUCUGUGUCGGCAUCAGCUCAGCUGGGAGACCCUGUGGCUCUCCAGUGCUCUAUUACCUCCCAGAGGACGGACCACAGUAACCAGUGCCAAGGGGAACCCAGUGUGUACUGGUUCAGAUCAGGACCAUCUCACCCUGCUGCCAUUUACAUGAAUGGGAACAGGACUGGUGAAUGUCAGAAGAGUUCUGGGCCUCCGUCUGCUCCACAGAGCUGUGUCUACACUCUCCCCAAGAACAAUGUAGACUCCUCUGAUGCUGGGACCUACUACUGUGCCCUGGCAGCAUGCGGGGAAAUUAUGUUUGGAAAUGGAACUACACUGGACAUAACAGAACCCGACCGACAUCUAGUUAACAUGAUGCUUGGAAUACUGUUGGCUUGCUGUCUGGCUGUGAUUAUAAUCCUGUUUCUAACCAGAAUUAAAAAGCAUAUUUUUGAGCAUCGCAAAGGAACAUUGAGUUCUUCCUACCAUGUUCCACGUGACUCAGUGAUUCAGGGAGAAGAGGAGGGGGAAAAAGAUGGUUUGAACUAUGCAGCGUUGGAGUUCUCUGGCAGGAAAACCAAGGGAGGGAGGAAUAGCAUUGAAAGGACUCAGGAGAGUGUGUAUUCUGCUGUGACAGAAACCUGCCAGUGAAGUCCAUCAACCUGGGAGUUUAUGUCACCUCAUGAGGCUAAAGGAGAUAGUAAUAGUAUUAAUCCAGACUCGUUUAUUGUCAUGAAUGCAUGAAGAUAGUUUAUUUUAUUUGGUAAUGUCAGUUCUUUUGGAUCAUAAACAUUGUAUUGCUAAUCAUUUGUGAUGCUGU
Molecule: messenger RNA, 1611 nt
Organism: Gadus chalcogrammus (walleye pollock)
Lineage: Eukaryota; Metazoa; Chordata; Actinopteri; Gadiformes; Gadidae
Exons: 6
Coding region: 324-1442 (372 amino acids)
Biological process (GO): response to bacterium
Source: RefSeq, a predicted model, not a curated record